AUGCUUACUGAAUCAUAUUCAUUCAACUGUUUUGCAGCAAUCUGGUGGCUAAGGAAUAGAACUAACCCUCCUCGAGGGGUGGAAACCAGACAAACCCAAUUAAUGAGAAAAAAGAAAUAUAAAUACGAGGAAAAAGAGAAUUUUUAUACCAAGCCUGUAACUCGAUCAAGCGGAUUACCGAAACCUCCUGUUUGCAAAACAUCACUCGUAGCUCCGAAAAAGAAACGGCAAACGAGAAAACGUAAAUACAUUACCACUGAUAUUGUGUUAACGAUUCGAAUUGGUGCCACUACAUGGUGCUCUAGAAGAGUUAGAAAGCGAACUUGGAAAUGCACAGAUGAAGACGACUUCAUCACAACCUUGAGGAAACGAAAAAGAAAAGUAUUACUCUGCGUUGGUGACGACGUAGACGAAAAGGAAGAUAUUAUCGGGGAUCCAUCAUAUGGGAAUAGAAAGAUGAAGCGACGAAAGAAGAAGAAUGAAUGUAAGAAGAAGUCGAAGGAACUAUCUGACUUCAUUGGUGAUGAUGAUUACGAGGUCGAUGAGAUCUUGGACAUCAGAGCUGACAAUAUGACCAUCGGCUGUCUAAUCAAAUGGAACCAAGAUGGAAGCGAAAACUGGGAAAGCUUGACCUUAUGUAGCUGUGAAGCACUAGUAGAUGCCUACUGGCAAAGUAGAAUCGCCCCCUGUACCAAGUACAGAACGCGGGACUGUGAUAGGAGCUGCAGCGGAUGGAGUCUAGAACAUGAGAAAUUCAUGAAUAUCUGCUAUGUUUUAGGAAAAAAUCUGGAGUUGGAGACAAGUAUCAAACGUGAGAAGCCUCACACUCCAUACCUGAAGUUACUUGACAUCCGUCGCAAUGAGCAUGACUUGUUCUUUUUGGUUGUUGUACGUGCUCGGAAUGGUCGGAAUGUCCUUCAUUGGGCAACGAAAAAUGAAAUGAAUUCUAAAGACAUUCCGAUGAUCCGCAGAUUUAUGCGCCAAACGAUAAGCCGUCUGUGCUCCGUUCAUUCGCAGUUUCUACACAACUGUCUUGAAUUUUUCAAUGAUAUACCAGAAACAAUGAGAGUCUUCUAUAAAGUGUUGGAUUUGAUGUAUCCAUUCGUAUUCCGAAACAUUCCACCGGAGUAUGAAUUCUGUGAUCCAACCGAUAGAGAAGGAGAAGAAGAAGUGAUCGAAUACAAGGAUUCCAUUGAACCUGUAGUGUAUGAUUGGGACCCAAUCCCAUCUGGAACGAUAGCCCGGAAUCUGCUUUACUACCCACAUUGUGACUUCUUCUCACGAUUCUCUUCAACCAAGUUGACGCACGUGGUGCUGUUCAAUCGAGUCAUCUAUGUCGAUUCAAGCAUCGUUAUGUUUGAAAUAGGCAAGAGAUGUUCUUCUCCGACAGAUACCACCGAACCCUGUGUGUUCGAAGUCGAAUUUUCGGAUGACUUCUUGAGCAUGUUCUGUAGUAGAAGAGCUCAUUCCCAUUCAGCUGACAUGCAAUCUUACCGAACGACCGAAGUUACGGAGUUCGAAGAUUCUAUGUUGUCCAAGACUAUGCUAGGACAGGACAGCAGUGUGGGAAUGAAAGCUUUGGACAUAUCAGAUGAUAGUAUGAUAACAGUGGAUGAGCAACUUGAAUCUGAAACUGUCACAGAAUUGGUUCUUUCUGAUUCGGAUACUAUGCUAGGAACAGAAGUUGUCUCAGAGUCAGAAGAUUCAUUAAUAUUGGAGGCUGAUGUAGAGGAAUGUGAAGCCUCUUCUUCGGCUAUGAGAGAUUUGGAAACAGAAAUAGGAACAGAAAAUAGGCCUUCAAAUACGCCUGAAUUAGUAGACGAAGAUGAUGAUGAUGAUUCAGAUGUUCUUGUGAUAGAUGAAGAAGAACCAGUGCUAGACCUUGCCGUAAUGGCGAACGAGUGGACAGCAGAGGAUCGCGAAAUGUUACGAAGUAUGUCCGAAAAUGGUGUCUUGGCAUUGGUACGAAGUGUGAAGAAGAACUCUACUCAAGCUGCUGCUGAUGCAUUUGCUAUGUUGGUCUCGUCAAUAAAAACUAUGGACGAGGAGAGACCCUGCAGCCCACCAUUCAGAGUAGUCAACGGCGAGACUUUCUUAACUCAUUCAAUUGUUAUGAACAUCGGUGACAUAGUCAGACGACUGGGUAAAAUCAAGAAAUGUUGGCUGGCUAGACAGAAGAUUAUUCGAAGACUUGCCCUCGACGAUUCUGAGAACUCAAUAACUGAGGACGCUCUUCGUGGACGGAAGCGUUUCAGAACUGGGUUCGACCUUUCCUCUCCCACACCAUCGAAGCGCCGUGCUCUUUGCUUAACUGAAGCAUCGACCUCGUCGGAUUCAUUUCUUCCUGAUUUGGAUGAAAAUGAUGAGGUAGAGGCAGUGUUCAGAACAGCCAUGAAAACGGGAGCUACAAUAGAAGAGAUCAGUGUAGCACUGGAAUUCUUCAAUGCGCAAGCUGAAAAACUAGCAGGAAGGACAAAAUCUAGGGUGAAGGAAUCAAACUCCAAUCUUGACUACCUACUCGAGAGACCGGGACCGUCGGAAACUUCUGACGAGGCAUCUUCUUCCAAGUCUGGGAUGUCAACGGGACAAGGAUAUCGCGUAUCCAGAACUCAAACAGUUCCAUGCGAUAUGCAAUGCAAACCGAGUACAUCGCGUUGUCAUGAACCGGAACAGACUGAGAUGAUCUGGGGUGAGGCAUUUGAACCAGCUAAUGAAUCAAGCUCUGUGAAAUUAGUGAAAUCUAGCACCUCAAGCUCUAUGAGUAGAACCUGUAGUUUCAAGUUCAAUGAAUCGGACAGUACUAGUACAUAUAGCGUCGAAAAGCGGAGGAAACUUAGUGCAUCAGUAUAUGAGACAGCUGGACCUAGUACGUCUGAGAUAGCACGAAUAGAUAAGUUCAAAGCAGGAAGCAUUGAAAAAAUCAAUUCAUCUAUCUACCGAGAGCAGAAGAUAACUAACACCUUAAAAAUUUCUCAAACUGAAGAGUCGCAAACAACAAACUGUGACGAGUUCGGAAGAAAAGAGAUUUCAUGCUCAGUAAAAUCAGAUAAGCCGACUACGUCGCAGUUUAACAUAUCGGAAAUGCUGGAUGUAGCAGUAGAUGAACAGAAGAAAUCAAGUACCUUAGGCCAAAAACGAAAAUUCUUCAAUAUCGAAAGUAGACCUCUCACACCAUGCUCUGAGGAACAAGAAAGUUUGUCAUCAAAAUCGAAUGAGUCUGUGAAAACACAAUCAUCACAAGAAGCUUUGAACAAUAGAGAUACGAGGCCUUCUGACAUGCCGACAAGUUUCGGUCCUCUCCAUGUGGCAGUACCUGACAAACAAUUCCAACCAAUUUACACAGUACCAAGCAGCCCCAUUCCACCUCAGUUACCUCUACUGAACAGACCAGGACCACCCUUAUUGUAUUCAUCAGAAAAUACUCUUACUGCUCAGAUGAAUGCAAUGUGUGUGCCAGGCCCUUCAACUUCAUCUGAUCUUUCAAGUCCAGUGAUUCCCCCUAAAUCGUUGUGUCAAUUACCCAUAGCUGAUGUACUUAGUAACGGAACUGUCUCACAAAGCUCAUCAAGCACUUCUAUGGUCAUGUUUCAUCCAAGUAAUGACACCACGCAUGCUUCUAGUCCGGAAAAGGUGUCUGAACAACAUCAAACAGUCUCCGGCUUUUCUGCAUCUGCAAUGAUGAUAGCAAGAUGGUCAGGAAAUGUAAAACAGACUUCGAGCCAAGUUUGCGUAACUCCUCUGCAUUAUAAUCAGCAACUAGGAAACAUCUCAGCUCAGAACAUGGUACAAUCGCCAGUGAAUGAAACGCCUGUCAUGCCCUCUCCUGCAACGACUACGCGGAAUCGUAACAGACGUACUGCAACUACCCCUGUGAGGAGAAAUGCUAGGACCGCAAGCAAGAACAUGAGAAAACCUUUUUCGAGGCCUUCAACAUCAAUGGGUUCACCUGAUCAUCCAUCUAACAGUGGUUAUGGCUUUCCUUCAAAUUCGUCAAACACUUUCAAUGGAUCCCACUUAGCGGGCAGGGUUACAUCAGGAGCAAUGGUUACACCUGGCAAUAAGAGCAACACAUCAUCUGGCUCCAAAACGACCUUGUUCAGGCCUUUCGAUAAUCCUGAAGAAAGUGCUAACCCUGUGGUUUCUGGAACGCCGUUAGUGUUCAAUCACUUCGAAAUGUCCAACACCCCAAGCACUUCUUCAAUCAAUAACUCAAUGAGCUUACUGGCAACGAUUACUCAAAAUUGGGCGAGUACAACGAUGAGCAAUCCAGUUGGUUCCUUGCUACCUAGUAAUUCUGAUAACCAACCUGGGCAGGCGAGCUCCAGCUCUGGACCAAGUAGAACAAGCACAUCAAUCUUUCCAGUUCCAGGAGCUGCAGUCUUUCAAGCCUUAGGGAACAUGAACUCUCUUGUCAAUAAUGGCUCAUUCAACAUAGCAUCACAGUAUAUGUCAUCGGCGCUUAUGACUGCAGCAGCUUACCAUGUCAUGAACUCAAAGAAAUCUGAGAAUCCAACAGAGUUAAGAUGUUCUACUUUCCGGACUUCCCAUACGUUUGCCUCUUCCUCCUAUUCAUCAUCAUCCUCUUCAGUGCCGGUAUUCCCUCCUUUCAGUUUCACCUCUGCGAACUUACCGCAUGGUGACAACCAAAUGAUUUCUUUAUCAAAUUUUAUGGGCCCCAUGUUAGAUGUAGCCACAAUGAGCUCAUAUUUCUCAGGUGGUUCUUUACCCCCCAAUUUUUUCCCAAAUCCUGACGAUACUUCUAACAAUAGAGAUUAA
Molecule: messenger RNA, 4776 nt
Organism: Auanema sp. JU1783
Lineage: Eukaryota; Metazoa; Nematoda; Chromadorea; Rhabditida; Rhabditidae
Source: the annotation of a GenBank genome assembly